This is a messenger RNA of Vitis riparia (riverbank grape), 3361 nucleotides long. RefSeq names its product auxin response factor 8. Lineage: Eukaryota; Viridiplantae; Streptophyta; Magnoliopsida; Vitales; Vitaceae. The record is from RefSeq and is a predicted model, not a curated record. Gene Ontology annotation, cellular component: nucleus. Bases 421 to 2958 code for a protein of 845 amino acids. Gene Ontology annotation, biological process: regulation of DNA-templated transcription; response to hormone. The transcript has 14 exons. Gene Ontology annotation, molecular function: DNA binding; protein binding.
CUCUUCGCCUCUCUGCCAUCACUUCCAGCUUUGCUCUCUCUCUCUCCCUUGUUCUCAGCUCUUCAAGACUCGCCACUCUCUCUUUUCUCUAGUUCUCCUUCUGCUCCCUUUGUCUCCAUCCUGGUAGUUUCUCUGAAUUCGACAGCGAUGGCGUGAUGAACUGAAAGCAAGCUCAGUUCUACUUUGUUUGGUGGCGAUCUUGGAGGAGAGUGGCUUUUGUGGGUGUGAUGCUGAUGUGACCUCCUCUUAGGGUUUUUGAUUUGCUCAAGAGGAAAUGGUGUGAAUUCUUGUGGUUUUUUUUGUUUGGUGGGUAAUUGGAGGAUGCAGAUGGCAAUGGUUGGUGAGAGGAGGAUUUGGGUGAGGAGAGAGGAGGUAGAAAUGUUAGACUGGAAUAGUUCUAGGGCUUGAAAAGUACCAGAAAUGAAGCUUUCAACAUCAGGGUUGGGGCAGCAGCAAGGGCAUGAAGGGGAGAAAAAGUGUUUGAAUUCAGAGCUAUGGCAUGCUUGUGCUGGCCCUCUUGUGUCCCUGCCUACCGUUGCGAGCCGUGUGGUUUACUUUCCUCAAGGUCACAGUGAGCAGGUUGCUGCCACAACUAACAAAGAGGUUGAUGGGCACAUACCCAAUUACCCGAGCUUGCCACCGCAGUUGAUCUGCCAACUUCACAAUGUCACAAUGCAUGCAGAUGUGGAAACUGAUGAAGUGUAUGCACAAAUGACUUUGCAGCCACUUACACCGCAAGAGCAAAAGGAUACAUUUCUUCCUGUGGAGUUGGGUAUCCCGAGCAAGCAGCCCACCAAUUACUUUUGCAAGACUCUCACAGCAAGUGAUACUAGUACCCACGGGGGGUUCUCUGUUCCUCGUCGCGCAGCUGAGAAAGUUUUCCCUCCAUUGGAUUUCUCUCAGCAGCCUCCAGCUCAGGAACUUAUUGCAAGGGAUCUCCAUGAUGUUGAGUGGAAGUUCAGGCAUAUUUUUCGAGGACAGCCGAAACGACAUCUUCUUACAACAGGAUGGAGUGUGUUUGUCAGUGCCAAAAGACUUGUUGCUGGAGAUUCUGUCCUAUUUAUUUGGAAUGAAAAGAAUCAGCUUCUUUUGGGAAUUCGUCGUGCUACUAGGCCACAAACUGUGAUGCCAUCUUCUGUUUUAUCAAGUGACAGCAUGCACAUUGGACUCCUUGCUGCUGCAGCUCAUGCUGCUGCCACUAAUAGCUGUUUCACAAUCUUUUAUAAUCCAAGGGCUAGUCCAUCUGAGUUUGUCAUACCCCUUUCGAAAUAUGUUAAAGCAGUAUUUCACACUCGUGUUUCUGUUGGAAUGCGUUUUCGGAUGCUUUUUGAGACCGAGGAAUCAAGUGUUCGCAGGUACAUGGGUACGAUAACUGGCAUAAGUGACCUGGAUCCUGUUCGUUGGCCAAAUUCUCAUUGGCGAUCGGUUAAGGUUGGUUGGGAUGAGUCAACUGCAGGUGAGAGGCAGCCAAGGGUAUCGUUGUGGGAAAUUGAGCCUUUAACAACUUUCCCCAUGUAUCCAUCAUUGUUUCCCCUCAGACUAAAACGACCCUGGCAUCCUGGGGCCUCAUCUUUGCAUGACAGCAGAGACGAAGCUGCUAAUGGCUUAAUGUGGCUAAGGGGAGAAACUGGAGACCAAGGUCUUCAGUCACUGAAUUUUCAAACUGUUGGUAUGUUUCCUUGGACGCAGCAGAGGCUGGAUCCAACAUUUCUAGGAAAUGAUCAUAAUCAGCAAUACCAAGCCAUGUUGGCAGCUGGGUUGCAGAAUUUAGGAAGCGGGGAUCCUCUGAAACAGCAAUUCAUGCAGUUUCAGCAGCCUUUCCAAUAUCUUCAACAGACGGGCAGCAAUAAUCCAUUGUUGCAGCAGCGGCAGCAGCCCCAAGUGAUUCAACAAACAAUUCCUCAACAUAUGUCGCAUGCACAAACUCAAAUUUUACAAGAUAACUUGCCCCGGCACCUUCUACAGCAACAACUUAACAAUCAACAGGAGCAGCCACAGCAGCAACAUUCUUAUCAAGAAUCAUUUCAGAUUCAAAGUGAUCAGCUCCAGCAGAGGCAGCAGCCAAAUGUGUCAUCUCUAUCAUUUUCAAAAGCUGACUUCCCAGAUUCUAACACCAAGUUCUCAUCUAUUACUCCUUCCAGUAUGCAAAAUAUGCUUGGUUCUAUGUGUCCUGAAGGGAGUGGCAAUCUCUUGAACUUCUCGAGAACAACUGGUCAGUCUAUGCUUAGUGAGCAGCCACCACAACAACCAUGGGCAACAAAGUUCGCACAUUCACAGUUCAAUGCCUUUGCCAACUCAACUUCGCUCCCACCAUUUACGGGGAAGGAUGCUGCAGUGGAACCAGAAAACUGUAACUUGGAUGCCCAGAAUCAUACUCUUUUUGGUGUAAACAUUGAUUCGUCUGGGCUGCUACUCCCCACAACAGUGCCCAGUUUUGGUAGCUCAGUUGAUGCUGAUGUUUCCUCGAUGCCAUUAGGGGCUUCUACGUUUCAGGGCUCUUUAUUUGGUUGCGUGCAAGACCCUUCAGAGUUGUUGCAGAAUGCAGGACAAGUUGAUCCUCCAACUCCAAGCCGAACAUUUGUCAAGGUUUACAAAUCGGGAUCGGUUGGGCGGUCAUUAGACAUCACCCGGUUCAGCAGCUAUCAUGAACUGCGAGAGGAGCUGGGUCAGAUGUUUGGAAUUGAGGGGAAACUAGAAAACCCUCUGAGAUCAGGCUGGCAGCUUGUAUUUGUUGACAGGGAGAACGAUGUGCUUCUCCUUGGAGACGACCCAUGGGAGGCAUUUGUGAAUAAUGUCUGGUACAUCAAGAUACUUUCACCAGAGGAUGUGCAGAAAAUGGGGAAACAGGGGAUUGAAUCAGGAUUCAGCCCAAAUAGUGCUCAAAGGAUGAAUAGCAGUGGAACUGAUGAUCGAGACCUUGUUUCUGGACUACCCUCUGCUGGGUCGCUUGAGUACUGAGAAUGCAUGGAAAAUCAGUUCUAUAACACGCCAGAGUCAUUGCUUCAAGUCCUACUCUUGGGAGUGAAAUAAAUGUCUUGUUGUAUGCAUUUUGUCCGGGAUUUCCACGUUAUGGUGUGUGCCAUUUCUCUCCUGUCUGUUUGCUGUGCACUUGUCUGUACAAGUAUUGUAUACAACCUGUAUCACCCAUGCUACUUAGUUAUUGCCAUGAAUGGGUUUCAUAUAUUAAAAAUGUGUAGGAUCAGGACUUAGAGAUUAGAUUUUAUUGGAAAAUGAUAAAACAUUUCUUGCCAGCCUAGGCUUGUGGGAACUAAGCUAUUGAAUGACACCCUUGUUAAGGUAUCGCCACUCUCACACCUCUAUUGUUUCAUAUUUAUUCUUAUAAUUGCCAGUCAGCUGUUUU